Messenger RNA from Chanos chanos (milkfish), 427 nucleotides. RefSeq names its product ribosomal protein L36A (gene rpl36a). NCBI's taxonomy places the organism in Eukaryota, Metazoa, Chordata, Actinopteri, Gonorynchiformes, Chanidae. The transcript has 5 exons. Bases 44 to 364 code for a protein of 106 amino acids. Gene Ontology annotation, molecular function: structural constituent of ribosome. Gene Ontology annotation, cellular component: ribosome. Gene Ontology annotation, biological process: translation. The record is from RefSeq and is a predicted model, not a curated record.
AGAAACGAAACUUCCUCUUUGCUCCUGCGCUGGGAGUGCAAUCAUGGUGAACGUACCGAAGACCCGCAGGACCUACUGCAAAAAAUGCAAGAAACACCAGCCUCACAAAGUUACCCAGUAUAAGAAGGGCAAGGAUUCCCUCUAUGCACAGGGUAAGAGGAGAUACGACCGAAAGCAGAGCGGUUACGGUGGCCAAACGAAGCCAAUCUUCCGAAAGAAAGCUAAAACCACAAAGAAGAUUGUCCUGAGGUUGGAGUGUGUGGAGCCCAACUGUCGCUCUAAAAGGAUGUUGGCCAUUAAGAGGUGCAAACACUUUGAGCUGGGAGGAGACAAGAAGAGAAAGGGCCAGGUCAUCCAGUUCUAAAGGGUAACCAUGGAGAUGCUUUCUCUACUUCAACAUUGCUGUCAAUAAAUGUUGUAUACUCAG